AUGUCAGACAUAGUCGACAUUCUUGAUUCGACGACUAAUAAUGAUUCGAUAAAUAUAAAUGUUGAUGACGAUUCGGAUGAAAGUGGUGAAACACCAUUUCAACGUCUUGUCCGACUUCAUGCCUCACAUUCAAAUUAUAAUGAAAGAAAAAAUGCAGUCAAAUAUAUAUUAGAUGCACUUCGAUUAGUUAAUGAUCUUGAAAGUUUAUAUGAAAUAUUGUCAUGUACUAAAAAAUUAGCUGAUGAUAUUGUCACACAAGUUCAAAUCGAUACAUUAGAGAAAUUUGUUUCAAUUAUCGAAUAUUUAAUUGGAAAUGUUGAAAAUGGUGAUUUACUUAUAAAAGAAUAUUUAUUCCAAUCAAUUAUACAAACAAUUGGACAUUCAAAUAAUCGAAUUCGUAAAGCAAGUCAAUCAGCACUAAUUCGUUUAUUUGAAAUGGAGCAAAUAAGAAGUGAUGAAAUUGAACGUGAUAUAAUUCCAGCAUUAUGUCAAUUAGAUCGAGCUUGUGAUGAUUUUAAAAAUGAAUCAAUUCUUUUAAUGACACGUUUAACACAAUAUAUAUCAAGUGAAUUAGUAUUAAAAUAUUUUGUACCAACAAUAGUUCAACAAUCGUCAUCAAUUGCAUUUCAAACAAGAAAGACAUGUGCUACAUCGAUUGGAGAUUUAGCAACAGUUAUUCCAUCAGCAGCAGUCGAUCAAUAUCUUGUACCUUGUAUAUCAAAUUUAUGUUCCGAUCCAUUUUGGGGUGUUCGAAAAAGUUGUGCUGAGGUAAUUCAUCCAGUAGCUCAAGUUUGUUCAAAAGAAUCCCGUUGGAAUAUUUUAUCCCCAUGUUUAAUUCAACUUUUACAAGAUCAAUCACGUUGGGUUAAAACAGCAGCUCUUCGUGUUCUUGGUUAUUUUAUUUCAACAUUUGCUCAAUCCAAUGAAGAUAAGAAAUCAAAUUCAACAAAAAUAGAUGACGAACAAAUAGAUGAUCUAUCUAUUCAAGUCGAAAAAUCUAUUAAAAUAAAUGAAGAAGAUCAAUUUAAUGAUUUUAAUUAUUGGCGAGGACCACUAUUAACAAAUGUUGAUUUUGAUCAAGAAUUUAUUGAAAAUUCCAAUCAAUCUUCAGCAACACGUAAACAAUCACUUCUUGAAGUAUCAAGAACUUAUGAUGCAGAUGAUAUUCAUAAUAUUCUUCCAAUUGAAUUAUUAGAUUUUUAUACAAGUUUAAUUGAACAAUCUCAUUCAAGUGGUGUAGAAACUGAUAUUGUACAUCAAGGUGCACAUACAUUCCCUGCUGUUGCAUUAACACUUACCAACAAAAAUUGGCAUCUUAUUAGAGAUUUACAUAGAAAAUUUGCUGAAGAUGUACAAUGGAAAGUUCGUCGUCCAUUAGCAUAUUCUUUACAUGCCCUUGCAGAAAUUCUAACUGUAGAACAAGUCGAAGAAGAUUUAUGUCCAAUAUUUGAUUCUUUUUUUCGUGAUGUUGAUGAAGUUAAAAUUGGAAUACUUUCAAAUUUAGCUCGAUUUUUAAAAGUCCUUCAAUUAUCGACAAGAAGAACUUAUUUAGAUAAAUUAACUUAUUUAACUUGUGUUGAUAAUCAAAGAAAUUGGAGAUUUAGAUACGAAAGUGCUAAGUAA
Molecule: messenger RNA, 1623 nt
Organism: Rotaria sp. Silwood2
Lineage: Eukaryota; Metazoa; Rotifera; Eurotatoria; Philodinida; Philodinidae
Source: the annotation of a GenBank genome assembly